This is a messenger RNA of Amborella trichopoda, 366 nucleotides long. RefSeq lists its product as uncharacterized. Lineage: Eukaryota; Viridiplantae; Streptophyta; Magnoliopsida; Amborellales; Amborellaceae. The record is from RefSeq and is a predicted model, not a curated record. Gene Ontology annotation, molecular function: RNA-DNA hybrid ribonuclease activity; nucleic acid binding.
AUGGCUUCAAAUAAUUGGGCGGAAUUCCGUGGUUUAGAAGCAAGUGUUGAUUUAGCUAUUCAGAUGAAAUGUUUUCCCCUCCAAAUUGAAAGUGAUUCAUCCUUGCUGGUUCAGGUUAUACAAGGCAGCUACAAAUCUCCUUGGGCACUUCAUACCAUAGCUGCUGAUUGCAAGUCCCGACUUGAGGAUUACUCAUGGUCUAUUUGCCAUGUUUCUGUGAGGGCUAAUAUGGUACCAGAUGCACUGGCUAAAAAGGCUAUAAUUUUCGCAGAGGCUACCAUUUGGCGCUCUUGGCCUCUAGACUUUCUUCACCUUCCCUUACUUCAUGAUGUGGUGCAAUUACCCUAUUGUAGGAUUGUAAGAUAG